Molecule: messenger RNA, 3123 nt
Organism: Closterium sp. Naga37s-1
Lineage: Eukaryota; Viridiplantae; Streptophyta; Zygnematophyceae; Desmidiales; Closteriaceae
Source: the annotation of a GenBank genome assembly
AUGUUAGGAUUCGUAGCCAAAUCCAUGGAUCGCCAAUACGAGUACUUGCAGGACCAGGAGGGUGGCGACUUCGCGUCAGGUUGGCCUGCCACCGACCAAGUGCCAGGUCAGCAGCAACCACAUUCCUCACUGCCAGGUCAGCAGCAAUCGCAGCCCGGCGAUCAAGGGUUUCUAGACGCCAGUAACGAUCAGCCAGCUGGCCAGGAGGGUCCGGGCCUCUCGGGUCGACCAGCGGGAGGAAUGGUUUCCGCGGAAUAUGCGGACGAGGGGCAACCCGCUGGAGGCGGAAUCGGCGGGAGCGGUUCCGGCGGUGGAACCGGUGCGGGGUUCGCGGGGAAAGGCGUUGCUGGGGGAGCGUCCGCUGCCGGGGGAUGCUCCGCCGCUGGCGGAGGUUCCGCCUCUCGUGGAGAAUCGUCUCUCGCGCGCAUACUGUCGCUGGAAGAGCUCUCUACCGGGGAACUACAGUUCGGGAGACACGCGGAGCUGGAUUCCGCAGUGGGGAAGGCGCGGGAAGGAGCUUCGGGGGGAGCUGCGGGGGGACUGGGGGAAGGGGGAGCGGACCAGGCGGCAGCUGGGGGAGGCUUGCCUGUUGUGACUGUAACGGGUGAGGAGCGGAGGAGGAUGGUGGCGGCGCUGAGGGAUGGUCGAGAUCGUGCAAGGGAUCGGACUCGACAUCUGCAGGACGCCCUAUCACGUCUCGACACGUGGCUCAACGGUGUGAGCAUGAGGAGGCGCGCGGGCAGGGGCGACGGAGCCAACGCUGCUGCUGGCGGCGCUGCUGUCAGUGCUGGCGGCGCGAGCGGGGCAGCUGGGACGCCGGGGGAUAACAGCCGAAGCAGUGGGAGUGCUGGUGAUGGUGGUGCUGGGGUUGGAGCAGCGGGGGGAGGGGCUGGGGGUGGUGGUGGGGGAGGAGGGGGAGGAGGGGGACGGACAGGGCUGGGGCACUCGAAAGCUGGGGGUGGGGCGAACCGGCAUGCGCGCACAUUGCAAUUUACUCCUGCUUCUCCGUUCUGCACCGCGAAACCGUAUCCUUUCCCUCUGUGCCACCUGCCCUUCCUUCCUGCUACCUUCACUUUCCUUCAUGACACUUUCAUUCUUUCGUUAGUUAGUUUGUUCUUUCUAUCAACAGAGGAGUCUAUUCAGCAGUUCUGUCGUCAUCCUCCAAUGCGUCCUGUCUCUCCUCUCUCCCCGCAUCUGCUCGCCCCACCUCCUUUCCACCACCAGUCGAACCACGAAAACGCCUCAGAUCAAAAGCACCUCGCAGGGUCUGGCGCAGCAGCAGGAGGAGCAGCAGGGGCAAGCGGACACGAGGGGCAGCAGCAGCACAGAAAGAUGAAGGGCAAGCGAUCCCGCCCCAAGGCAGAUGUUGCAGGGACUGCAACUGCAGCAGGAGGGAGUGUCAACGGCGUAGUAACAGACUCUCUUGCUGCUGGUACUGGUACUGGUGCUGCCGGUGGUGGUGCUGGUGGUGGUGCUUCUGCUGCAGCAACAGGCGCGGGAGGGGGGCUCAAGCGGUCCCUUUCGAGCUCUUCGCACAAGCCUGGAGGCUCGGCAGCAGGCUUGGGCUCAGGCUCGGUGUUCCGGGCCGGACCUGUGCAUGGGGUGACGUCUGGAAGCAGGGCAGGAGCAGGUGAUGGGGGAGGGGGAGGAGGUAGUGAUAGUGGGCCUAAGGGACAGGCGGGCAAGGGGAUAGGGUUGCACCAGACAAGGGAUGCUAGUGGGAGGUUUGGCACCAUGCGAGCCGGGGGGAGUGGUGGGAGUGGAGGGGGCGGAGGGGGAGGCUCGUCUGUGCCUGGAAGCCCGCUUCAGGGGGAAGAAAAUGCCCCCAAGAGCAGUGGAGGCGGAGGCGUAGGGGGAGGGGGAGGCGGAGCGGGGAUCACUAAAGGACGAGCCACCCGCGGCCCUAGGACGCUGGGCGGGGGACAAGGGGCUGGGGGAGACAAGGCAGGCGCGGGCGGAGUGGGGAACUCGGGAGCAGCAGCAGGGGGAGGAGGAGGUGGUGGGGGAGGAGCGGCAGUGCGAAAGGUAGGAGGGGGAGCAGCAGAUAGGAAAGGGGCGUUUGGCGCACGAGCUGCUUCCCCUGCUCAUUCCGUUCAGUCUGAACGAGAGGGCGGAGGGGAUGGGGCUGGAUUUGAAGGGGGUGGGGAAGGGGACGAGGAGGGGUAUGGGGGGGAGGAGAUGGAUGGGGAAGGGGGUGGGGGUGGGCGGGAGGGAGGGGGACUUUGGCCGACAGAGAGUGGGAGCGUGGGGGGGCAUUUGGGGGGCGCGGGGGAGAGCUUAGGGGGAGCAGGCGGAGGGGCGGGGGGGGAGACAGGGGGCUUGUCGGAGGUCCAGUCUCGAGGCACGGGAUUGGCUAAGGUGCGGAGAAAAGACAAAAAGGGCAAGCUGGGGAGAAUGAGAGAGAAAGCAGAGGGAGGAGGGGGGAUAGUGAAGGAGGAAGGGGGAGGUGGAGGAGGGGGGGGGGCGGGAGGGGCGGAUGGGGUGAGGCGACAGGGGAGGACGGGGCGAUUAGUGGCUGCUGGGGGGUUGAGAUUGAAGAAAGAAGCUGUGUCUAGCGUGGGGAGUGAAGGGGCGGAUGAUGGUGGGGUGCUGGGUAGUGGUGCUGGUGGCACUGGUGGUGCUGCCUCUGCUGCGGGUGGAGGGGGCAGUGGUGGUGGUGGGAGUGGUGGUGGUGGCAGUGGUGGUGGUGGAGCAGGCGGAGUGGUUGGCGUGGCGAAUAAUGUGAAGCAGAUUCGCACGUCCCGGCUAGGGUUGGACAAAGGAGAGAGGGGCGGCAGGGUGGACAGGCGCAAUGCAGCCAACAGGGUGCAGAGGCGCAUGCAUGCAGACAGCCCAAUGGAAGAUUCCGGUGAUUCGGACGAUGAUGCGGAGGAGCUAUCAAAUGCCAUUCAGGCAGCCAUGAACACGGGAGCUGCAGCAGCGUCCAGCCCCUUUUGGAAAGCAGUGGAGCCAUUCUUCCACUUUCCUGCUCCAGAGGACCUCGCGAGACUCAGGCAGAUGUCUGGAGCCACAGAGGGAAGAAGCAGCAGACAGACACACAGUCCCCCACCACCCCACCCACAGUCAUCCCAGCAGCUGCAAUUUCAGUCAAUCCCGUUUCUUCCGUCUCAGUACCACCAGUGA